This is a messenger RNA of Drosophila mojavensis, 877 nucleotides long. RefSeq lists its product as uncharacterized. Lineage: Eukaryota; Metazoa; Arthropoda; Insecta; Diptera; Drosophilidae. Bases 370 to 699 code for a protein of 109 amino acids. The transcript is spliced from 2 exons. The record is from RefSeq and is a predicted model, not a curated record.
GUUAAGUUUCCUUAUCUUUAUAUAUUUACUAUUUUCCAGUAAUAAAUUCGAGCAAAAUUAUAUUUAUCUGCUAGUGCAUAUACCCCAUUCAAAGAAUUGUCAUGACUCGACCGCACACACACUUAAUCACGCGUACUCACACACACACACAAAGUCGAGUCAUAAAAAGUCAAACCACAUGUUGUUUUCGAAGUCUCGAGUCAGCUUUAAGCAGCAGACGAGAAACUUUGCCGGCAUGCGGCGAGUGCACGUGUUUGUCGCCUGAUUCUCGAACGGGCCACCGCAAGUUUCGCCUCAGGCAAAAGCAAAGAGCGAGCGAGAGAGCCGCUCAAGCCGACAGACGAAUGAGCUUCUCAGCUCAGCUGGACUAUGGCCAGAGCUGGUGAAGCACACAAAUAUUUCGUCUUGAUUGUAUGCGGACUGGAAGUGUCGGCAAAUGUUAUUGUUAUUGUUAUGGUUUGCAUGGCGCAGGCAACAAGUCGAGAGAGAUGUAGAAUGACUGAGCUGGAUCGAGGCGCAGUGCCGGUAACCGGUUUCAGCUGCCAGCCAUGGAGUUCCCCGGGUCGCCAAAAUUGUAUGCGAGGGAACCGAUCUGUAAACUGUGUCAAAACACCUCACAGAUCUGAGAUCGCAGCUAUGGCAAUGUCGGAAGAGAAUCAAGCUCGGGCCAUAAGCAGGCAAACAAGUGGGGGAAAUUGAGACAAACAGCUGAGGCUCACAUUUUGUGUCAACAACUAUUUGGGGCCUCACUUCUGAAUACCGUUUCGGUUACGUACACCCCCGCCGUGCCGCUAAUUGUGAAUUGUGAAUUGUGAAUUGUGAAUUUGGCUCACGCGUUGGCGGCGGCAGUAAAGUCUCGUCUCGCUUUAAAUAUUUA